Messenger RNA from Cokeromyces recurvatus, 889 nucleotides. RefSeq lists its product as uncharacterized. The record is from RefSeq and is a predicted model, not a curated record. Lineage: Eukaryota; Fungi; Mucoromycota; Mucoromycetes; Mucorales; Mucoraceae. The coding region runs from base 63 to 794 and encodes 243 amino acids. The transcript has 2 exons.
CUUUUUAUUAACAUUAUCAAUAUUUUUCUUUUGUAAUAAGUCACUUGUAAAUUAUUAUCGAUAUGGAUCUUAAAUAUAUUUUAUGCGAACCUGUAUCAAAACUUGCUGCCAAAGCAAAUGAACAAGCUGCUUUGAUGCAACAACAUCAAAAACAGUUUGGUGUAGAAUGGUCAAAUAAUCGUUUAUAUUCAUCUAAUCAACAACAAAAACAACAACAAGAUUGGAAUCACCCUUUAGUACCACCAUUACUGACCCUUCAUCAUAGUCCAAAAAGUAGUUGUAGUAGCUUAAGCACAUGUAGCAGUACAAGUUCAAAUAAUAGCCGUAGUAAUGAUGAGUUUAUAGCAAUCCCUAAUAAAAGUAAAAGCCUUACUCCAUUACAUACUACUAGUAGUUCAAGUCAAAAAUCAUCAAGACGUCGAACUGCAAGUGAUGUAAGCCUCACAAGACAUCAUAUGUUCGUCUAUAGUCACUUUAAUCGUAGACCACGCUCAGAGUCCACAAGUAGUAACAAUACUCAACAUAAUAAUGUACAAACAAGAAUCCCCUGGACACCUUUCGAAGAUCAUUUACUUCAACAAGGAUAUGAUCAAGGCUUAUCAUGGGCAAUGAUUUCUUCAACUUAUCUUCCACAUAGGUCCAGAGGCUGUUGCUGGGGAAGAUAUAAAACUCUUCAAAAUAAGAAUAUGAUUGAUCCGAAUCAUUCUCAAUUGCGCCAUUUUAGAAGACCUUGGAAAUCAAUUGAUUUUAGUCAUCAUCAUCACCAUCAACAUAGUAAAAAAUCAUGCUUGUAAAUAGAUAGCCUGGUAAUCUCUUAACUUAUUCCCCUCAAUUAUGCAACAACACUCAUUAGAAUAUAUAAUAUACGCAUAUCAAUAUAAAUUUUCGG